GAAAAUUUUCGCACUGAGUGUGCAACAUCGUAGGCCUUCGGUUUCUGAGCUAUCGGUUCUUUUUCUUCUGUUUGAACACUUAGCCAACUCAAGAACAAGGUAUGUAAGACCAAUACCCUCACGAUUUAAUUUGUUGAUCUGGAUCACUCCACAGCUUCUUAGCACCAUUUCCUACCACGGUCCCAAAAUACCUAUCUGGUUUGCCCCGUAGCUGGAAGAAAAGAACAUGUACCGUUCAAAUCAUAUUUAUUCUCCCUGACUAUGGACCACACACAAAUAUACAAAACCAAUGAAUAAGGGUACUAACAUAUUCAGAUGUCUAGAUUGAACGAGUAUCAAAUUAUCGGCCGUCGUCUCCCUACCGAGAACGUGCCAGAGCCAAAGUUGUUCAGAAUGAGAAUCUUUGCUCCUAACACUGUGGUUGCCAAGUCUCGUUACUGGUACUUCUUGCAAAAGUUGUACAAGGCCAAGAAGGCUUCCGGUGAGAUUGUCUCUGUCAACGUCAUUUCCGAGAAGACCCCAACCAAGGUCAAGACCUUUGGUGUCUGGAUCAGAUACGAGUCUAGAUCUGGUAUCCACAACAUGUACAAGGAAUACAGAGACGUCACCAGAGUUGGUGCCGUUGAGACCAUGUACCAAGAUUUGGCUGCUAGACACAGAGCCAGAUUUAGAAACAUCCACAUCUUGAAGGUUGUCGAGUUGGAGAAGACCGACGACGUCAAGAGACAAUACGUUAAGCAAUUCUUGACCAAGGACUUGAAAUUCCCAUUGCCACACAGAGUCCAAAAGUCCAAGAACUUGUACCAGUACACUGCUCCAUCCACUUUUUACUGAUCUUGCUGCUCGGGGCUUUCGCUGCAUUUCGGCGCAUUUUUAGUAAUAUAUACUAAUAUAUUUUUCACUAGUAAAGUUGGCUUGAGACAAGGCAAA
Molecule: messenger RNA, 930 nt
Organism: Metschnikowia bicuspidata var. bicuspidata NRRL YB-4993
Lineage: Eukaryota; Fungi; Ascomycota; Pichiomycetes; Serinales; Metschnikowiaceae
Gene: RPL20B
Product: 60S ribosomal protein eL20
Exons: 1
Coding region: 316-834 (172 amino acids)
Biological process (GO): translation
Cellular component (GO): ribosome; cytosolic large ribosomal subunit
Molecular function (GO): structural constituent of ribosome
Source: RefSeq, a predicted model, not a curated record